Molecule: messenger RNA, 1602 nt
Organism: Fraxinus pennsylvanica
Lineage: Eukaryota; Viridiplantae; Streptophyta; Magnoliopsida; Lamiales; Oleaceae
Source: the annotation of a GenBank genome assembly
AUGCAGUACAAUGGAAAACGAGAAAAAGAACUCUAUUAUCCUUUAUCACGAAGGAAAUUUGCUCAUCUUAAACGAGCAAAUGGGUAUGAGAAUAAUUCACUUUUUAUUACGUAUGAAGAACAAAGAAACAAGAUUAUAAAGGCAAGUGAAUUCAGACCUUUUUCCUCCGUGCCACCAAAACUUCUUCUAGAGGUGGUCGACCUGAACUCGGUGGAUGAGGCUACUCCUUCAAGACCAAGAAGUUUAGGGCUGAAAUUCCUAGACAAAGUCUCUGAUUCUGUUUUGACAGGGAAGGAAUUUAAAGGAAAAGAAGGCAACCUCAUUAGAGUUUCCUUAGUUGAUAAUGUAACCGGGAAUCCUGUUGUCUCAGGGCCUGAAGCCUCAGCGAAGGUGGAGAUAUUAAUUCUCGAGGCAGGUCCUAAUGAUAAUGCACAUAAUGAGAGUCUUAAAGACUUCAAUAACACCAUUAUUAGAGAAAAUGAAAAGAAGAAGCCUCAUUUUCCUAAACCUGUCUAUGUAUAUCUCGAUAAAGGCAUUGGCGUAUUGUCAAAAGUCAAGUUAGGACAGGAUUCUUGCUGGACGAAGAGAUGCGAAUGCAGGCUAGGGGCAAGAAUGGUGGAUAAAUUCGAUGGAAGUAUGGUGAAAGAAGCAUGGACAGAGUCAUUUAUGGUCCUAGAUAACCGCGGCAAAUUGAAUAAGAAGCACUACCCACCAUCUCUUUUGGAUGAGGUAUGGAGAUUAGUCAACAUUGGUAAAUAUGGUGCUCCACAUAAGCGUCUGCAUGAUGCGAGGAUUUCUACUGUACGGGAUUUUCUGUCUUUACUCUCUAUUGAUCCUCAGAGGCUCCAAAAGAUACUUGGCAUAGGUGCUCAGAAAUGGAAGAACACGGCGGAUCAUGCUCGUCAAUGUAUCAUUGACGAUAGAAGUAUAUGCUUAUACAACUCUCCCGCUGAAUAUAAAACUGGUGUGGUUUUUGAUACUGCAAGACAAUUUAAAGGGGUACUCCGUAACAACCAAUUUGUUCCCAUUGAAAGCGUAUACGAGGCUGAGAAGGCUGAGGCACAGAAGUUACUAGCAUCUGCUUUUGAAAAUCAGAGUGAUAUAAGGUAUUUUGGUGAUGAGACUUCUUUUCGGCAUCAGUUUCCCUGCAUAUCCAAUGACAAAAAUGCCACCAACUCCUCUGGGCUGGACGGUUAUAUUGAUCGAAAUGAUCCUACACAGCCAGUUACCUCGUCUCAGGGAAUUGGCUCCUUUUUCUACCCAACUGAACAGCACUCUCUCUCUCUCUCUCUCUCUAAAGAUAUGGCGUUUUUACUCAGCAAAACUGCACUCUCUAAACUUCGAUUGCAUUCACAGAAGGCUGAUGAUUCGUUAAUGCUAUCAAGUCGUGGAUAUCACGUCGAACCUGGAGCUCGUGAGAAGGCUCUCUUGGCCGAGGACCCAGCACUAAAGCACUUCAAAUCACAUAAGAAAAGUGUGCGGCGCUUAAAAGUAGUAGGAGAUGCUCUCACAGUGCUAGCUGUAGCUGGAUGCUGCUAUGAGAUUUAUGUUAAAGCAGUAAUACGAGAAGAAGCCCGUAAUCAGGCAAAGGAAAAUGCAUAA